This is a messenger RNA of Phialemonium atrogriseum, 1623 nucleotides long. RefSeq lists its product as uncharacterized. The record is from RefSeq and is a predicted model, not a curated record. The coding region runs from base 1 to 1623 and encodes 540 amino acids. Lineage: Eukaryota; Fungi; Ascomycota; Sordariomycetes; Cephalothecales; Cephalothecaceae. Gene Ontology annotation, biological process: regulation of transcription by RNA polymerase II. The transcript is spliced from 3 exons. Gene Ontology annotation, molecular function: zinc ion binding; DNA-binding transcription factor activity, RNA polymerase II-specific.
AUGCCCCCGCGUCGAUCCCAUAAGAAGUCGAGAGCGGGCUGCCGCCGUUGCAAGGCUCGCAAGAUCAAGGUAAUAAUACGGUCAUGCAAUAUGAAUACAUGCGACGAAAUCCAUCCACGAUGCGGAAACUGUUUGAAACACGGCGUGCCUUGCGACUUCGAGCACCCAGACGUGAUCGAUGAGAUCCAGCAGGUCGUCGGCGCCGCCGCCUCGACUCCCGCAACUCCCGCAACACCGUCGGCCGUCUUCACCCCUGCGGCAGCUUUUGACUACCAGUCCCCCGCCGCCCACCAUGCCCCGUCCCCGGCCAUGCGCAGCGCGACUCCCCUGUGCAGAUCCCCGUCGACACCGACAAUCUCCGCCGCCACCCCGCCGGACCAGAGGAUGCUGGAGCUGAGGUUAAUGCACCACUACACCGCCAUCACCUGCAAGACCUUUACCUUCUCGGCCCCCAUGACGGAGGAUAUCUGGAAGUUCACGGUGCCGAGCCUGGCCUUCUCGGGAUCCCAGCACCUCGCCGACGCGGUCCUGGCCGUCACCGCCCUGCACCUGCGCAGCAUGUCGCCCAACGACCGGGACAUGAUCCGGGCUUCGCACGCGUACAUGGCCGCCUCGCUCGCCGAGUACAACGCGACGCUGAACGAGGGCAUCAACCAGUCCAACGCCGAGGCUCUGUUCCUGACCUCGACCCUCAUCGCCUUCCAGGCGACCGCCACCCGGACCUUCAUCAAGGACGAGCCCGGCGCGACGGGGGGAGUGGAUGGCAGGGCGGCGGCGGCGGCGGCGGCGGCGGGUGGCGGCCCUGGGACGGGCGGCUACGCGGUGCCGUUCUCAUGGUUCCACUCGUUCCAGGGCGUCAAGGCCAUCACGGCGGCGUCGUGGCGGUACCUGAGGCAUAGCUCCGUCGUGGCGCAUAUCAUCAACUCGCAGGCGGCCCUGCAGCUCGACUUUGAGGCGAGCAAGGAUGGCUUCUUCGGCCACCUGCUGGACGGCCUGGACGAGGAACUGGCUGCCAUGGAUGCAAAUGCCUCGUCCUCCGGCCCCGAAGCCAGCAUCCCGCUGGCGGCGGCCCAGGGGAUGGAAGACGCGGCUGCGGCGGCACAAUCGUCGCUGGUCGACAGCACGCGGCAGGCGUACCAGCACGCGGUGGCGGCGCUCAACUGGGCGCACAAGCUGCCGCACAAGGGGGCCGCGCUGUCGUUCCCGGCGACGGUGUCGCGGCGGUUCGUGGAGCUGCUCGAGGAGCGGCGGCCGCGGGCGCUGGCGGUGCUGGCGUGCUUCUUCGCGCAGCUCAAGUCGCUCGAGAGCGUGUGGUGGCUGCAAGGCAUGGCGCGGCGCGAGGUGCUGGGCGUCGUGGGCCUGUUCAACGGCGACUACUUUGGCGCCGACGCACACCGCACUUGGUGGCCGCACCUCGAGUGGGCGGCCAGGAUCGCUGUGUGGCAUGACGGAGACGACAUCCCGCCUGAGGUGUGGGGCGCUGAUUGGCAGGCUGAGGAGGAGAAGGCGCUAGCGGCCCAGGGGGGAAGCGCCGGCGUCGACUUUGUCAGCCAGAUCGAGAUGCUUAGCCAGAUGGCUGGUCCGGCGGCGCAGAGCUUGCCGGUCGACUUCCCUGGGCCUUGA